Messenger RNA from Monosiga brevicollis MX1, 2972 nucleotides. RefSeq lists its product as uncharacterized. The transcript has 17 exons. The record is from RefSeq and is a predicted model, not a curated record. The coding region runs from base 67 to 2847 and encodes 926 amino acids. Gene Ontology annotation, molecular function: phosphatidylinositol binding; protein binding. NCBI's taxonomy places the organism in Eukaryota, Choanoflagellata, Craspedida, Salpingoecidae.
GAAUGAGCUGGCGUCGCGCGCAAAAAGAGAGAGAGAGAGAGAGACGGACGGACCGACUCGCUCAUCAUGGCUUGGCGCGAUGACCUCAAGCUGGCCAUCUCCAAGGGAUCCUUCUGGAAAUCCCUGAGCUUGGCCAAAGGUGACAUCACGGAUAAUGAUUUGGAUGAAGUGAUCGCCGCCCUGACCGACCUUCCCAAUCUCGAGACGAUAAAUUUGUCUCGCAAUAAGAUCGGCGCUGAGGGCAUCAAGAAGCUGCUCGAUGCUGCAAAGAACCUGGUCAAAGUCAAGUCACUCGACCUCCGCUCCAAUGUCCUUGACAACUCUGCCCUCAAAAUGCUGGCCCUCUUACUACCCCAGCUUCCAGACCUGCAAGUGCUGCACAUUGGCAGCAACACCGUCGGUGACCCCGGCGCAUCCGCCAUUGCUGGAAGCUUGGCUGAAUGCAAGAAGCUACACACCCUCACCCUAGGCAGCAACGGUGUCGGCAAUAUUGGCAUGAAGGAUCUGGCCGAUGCCUUUGCCAAAAUGCCUCAGCUUCGCAUUGUCAAACUUUGGGGCAAUCGCAUCGAGGACAAUGGCAUCAAAGCCCUUGGUGCAGCCAUGAAGACCAUGUCGGGUCUCGAAUCCAUCGAGAUGAAGCCCAAGCUUUUCAUGUUGGGCGCUGGCCACUCAUACGUGCAAACCGGCGUUUUGUUGGGGAACCGGGCAUCACCACUUAGUUUGGACAGCAACAAAAUCACAGACGAGGGCGCUGCUUACCUAGCCCAAGGCCUGGUGGGCACACCCAAGCUGCAGUUUCUUGAUCUGAACAACAAUUUGCUGACAGAUGCAGGUGUGGAGGCUUUGGCUCAGGCCCUACCGACUGUGGCGGCCUCCCUUCAAACCUUUGACGUAUCAAAGAACAAAGUCAAGGACAAGGCCGUGUUGGCCGUUGCAAACGUCCUUCCCCAGCUCAAGGCCCUCAAAACGCUCGAAAUCAAGGCCAAGAAGCUUGAAGUGCCGACUUUGCGAGCCGUGGCUGUGGGCUUGGCUCAGACACCGCCCAUGGAAGCCGUCGAAAUUUCAACCUUAACCAAAGAAACAAGUGUACAGCUGGUGCACCUCAUUGGCAAACAUGCGCACCUCACGGCUGAGGCGGAGUCCAAGUUUUUGCUGGCUUGCUUGCGCGGUGACCCCGUUGACAUUGCGACUCAACUCCGCGCGGAGAAGGUCGACCAAGAAGCCGCGACCUCAUUGCGGGAUCAGCAGUUGGGCUUCUCGGUCCUGCACUGGUUGUGUGUCAACGGCAACCUCAAGGCACUCAAAGCCGUUACGCAAAACUUUGAUUUGCUUCCUCUGUGCAACCUCGAAGUGCGCGGGUUCAAGCCCAUGCAGAUUGCAACACUGCUCGAGCACCAAGAGGUCGUGGCCCAGCUGCAAAAAAUGGGCGACGCCAAUGCCUCGCCGCAGGCAGGUAGUGCAGAUGGAGCUGUCAACCCCGGCCCGAGCACAAAUGCCAGCACAGGGACGCCGCAAGCCGCGGCCGGCAUGGCCAACAGCAGCGGCGCGAGCUUGGGCAUGGAAUCGCCAAUGUCAAAUGCUAUGGGAGCUGGCGCUGGCAUGGGUGCCGUGGGCAUGUCAAACAACAAUGCCGCCGGCAUGAUGGGGAGUGGCAUGAACCAUAUGGGCGGUAUGAAUCCCAUGGGCGGUAUGAUGGGUACCAUGGGCGGCAUGGGUGGGAUGAACAUGAUGGGUGGCCAAGGUGGCAUGGGCGGUAUGGGCAACAUGGGCGGCAUGGGCGGCAUGGGCGGCAUGAACAUGAUGGGUGGUCAAGGUGGCAUGAUGCCCAUGAUGGGCUCUGAUGGCAAUGCGCAAUUCACGCAAACGCUGCAGGCGGCUUACCAAAUGGAGAUGCAAAACGGCCAUCAGUUGCGUCAGCAGCUGGCAUUUGUGCAGCAGAAUGCGGCUCGCGAUCGAGAGCAGUUGAGUAACCAGCUCGAGCAGAUGCGUCGCAUGCACAACGAUGAGUUGGAACGGGAGCGGCGUCAGCGCAACGAGGCCAUGGAUCGACAGGCAGAGCUCAUGAAUCAGGUCAGCACGCUGCAAAGCGACUUUAUGGCCAAGCUCGGGGGUAUGCAGCGUGACAUGCUUGAGCAACAACAGCGACAAACCGAAGCACUGGCUGCGCUGCGCGACGAGCGAGACCAGUUCAAGGCCAAGACGGUGCAAUUGGAGACGCAGUUGAUCAGCGAGCAACGGAUGCGACGGGCUACCAUGUCAGCAGCCAACAAGCCGACAAGCAAGGACGAGGUGCGCAAGGAGCUCAUGGAGCUGACCGAUCAGGUUGCAGAUCUGCAGGAGAAGUACGACGAGACGGUGGAGCUGACACAAAAGCUGUGGGAUCAGCUCCAACUGGCCUUGGUGACGGGCGCGGCCAUGCGGCCCUUGGACCCUAGCUUGGUGCCGGCGGGAACCCGGGAUUUGCUGCGCAAGUUCUACCAACCCGUGGUCAGCGUGCCCGUGGCACGACGGAUCGAAGACACGCCGCUGUGCGACGAUCGCCACAUGUAUGAAGUGGUCGUGACCGUAGGAUUGGAUAUGUGGGCCGUCAAGCGACGUUGCGGCCAACUGUGCCAGGCUUGUGCAGCGUUGGCCGCCCGCGUGCCAGGCAUUGGUCAGCUUGAAUUUCCCCCAAAGGUCACGGUGACGGCCGAGGACGAGGAGUUUCGAGUGGUGGAGGAGCGGCGACUCAAGCUGCAGCUGUUGCUGGCAGGGGUCCUGCGCCUCCUGCAGGCCAACGGACAGACGUUUUUGGACAAGCUGUCUUUGAUCAAGGUUCUUCCCAUUCUAAGCGACACACAAAUGUAGAGUGUCUGUGUCUAUGCUUCUGGACAACUUUUAAUGCCCAGCGGUCAACCUACGCAUCUUCAAAAUUGAAGCAAGUGCCUUGGCAGCACGUUUCUCUUUCUGGCAUUGGUGCUGCCGGCCCACAG